This is a messenger RNA of Penicillium digitatum Pd1, 1242 nucleotides long. RefSeq names its product agmatine deiminase family protein. Gene Ontology annotation, molecular function: protein-arginine deiminase activity; agmatine deiminase activity. NCBI's taxonomy places the organism in Eukaryota, Fungi, Ascomycota, Eurotiomycetes, Eurotiales, Aspergillaceae. Gene Ontology annotation, biological process: putrescine biosynthetic process. The record is from RefSeq and is a predicted model, not a curated record.
AUGCCACCCACCAACAAAACCUGGCACAUACAGCAUCGCGCUCUCGCGCAGCAACGAGACAAAACAAAGCAAUACACCUGCCUAGCAGAAACAAGCCCCCACAUAGCAACCCUCCUAAGCUUCCCCUCACAACGCUCGACCCUACCUGAACUCCACGCCGCAACAAGCAACGAGAUAAUAUCUCUCGCAGCAACAAUCGCAGUCUUCGAGCCCGUCCGUCUCCACAUCCGACCAGAAGAUAUCCCACAAGCCCAAGUCCUCCUCGACAAACAAACCAUCAAUCUCGCACCCCAGCACCGCGCCAACCUAGCCCUCAUCCCAGCUCCAACGAAUCACUGUUGGAUCCGCGACACAGGCCCCGUUUACAUCCACAGUGCCGACGCAGCAGACAAAACCCGCUACGCAAUCGACUUCCGUUUCUGCGAAUGGGGCCACAAAACAACGGAACGUAUCUACGGUGCCUGCGCCUCGUCGUCCGCGGCAAAGACGCUGGAAAAAGCCUCACGGUUCGCAGACUGGCCGGUCAUGGACGACGAAGCCAUGCGCGAGAACACGGCUUUCGCGGGCAUCGUGCUAGAUCUUGAGAAUGCGAACGUGGAGGCUGUGGCCGAUGUUGUUGUGCGCCUGCAGACGGAUAUCCGGCUUGAGGGGGGAGGUAUUGAAGUUGACGGCGAGGGGACAUUGAUGGCGACGGAGAGUAGCAUCCUGGGGGGUGGGCGGAAUGCCGGGCUCGGAAAAGACGAGAUCGAGGCUGAGCUUGGCCGGUUGCUGGGUGUUAGUACUUUCAUCUGGUUUCCUGGUCGCGUGGGGCUCGAUGUUACCGAUGUGCAUGUUGAUGCCGAGGCGAGGUUUGUGAGGCCUGGGGUUGUUGUUGUUUGUCGUCCACAUGGGAGGGCGGAGAAGGUGCAUUGGGAUAUCUAUGAGGAGAUUCGAGCGGUCUUGGAGAGGUCUACUGAUGCAUGUGGACGACGGUUUGAGGUUCACGACGUUGUUGAGCCGGAUCCGAGAUACAUCAAGGGGGAUCUUCCUGGGGAGGAGAAGGCGCCAGCGGUUUCAUAUGUUAACUUUUAUUUUGUUAAUGGCGGGCUGGUUAUGCCGGCGUUUGGGGAUGCUGAGGCUGAUGAGAAGGCUUUUGAGAUGUUUAAGUGUCUGGUUCCCGAGAGAGAAAUUCGUCAAGUGGCGGUUAAUGCUUUGCCCAGGACUGGGGGUGUGCUGCAUUGUGUUACACAGCAGGUGGUGUGA